UGAAAAUGUUGAGGAUAAGAGGAAUAAAAAUCUAGUCUUGGAGAUUGAGUGAAUCAUUAGAAUGUCGAACGCCAUAGUGAAUGGGAUUGCCGGAGCUGGAGGAGGGAUUGUUGCCCAGAUCAUCACUUACCCUCUGCAAACGGUGAAUACACGGCAGCAGACUGAGAGAAUUGCUAAAGAGGCCAUUUCUCCAAGUGCAUCAUCACCUGCUCUCAUUCAGAUUUUUCACCUCAUUAGAAGUGAAGGCAUCGGAGGGCUCUACAGUGGCCUCAAACCAUCUCUGCUCGGCACUGCAGCUUCUCAGGGAAUCUAUUACUCUUUUUACCAGGCUUUCAAAAACAAGGCCGUCGCUCUUGCCCUUGCAAAUAAAAGAAAAGGCCGAGGAGAUGGCACUCCAGGAAUGCUUUCUUGGCUUCUUGUGGCUGCACUUGCUGGCUCCCUCAACGUACUCUUCACCAACCCUAUAUGGGUUCUUGUAACUCGUAUGCAGACCUACACUCAAGCAGAAAGGAAAAUUGUGGAGGCCAAAAAGGAAGCUCUGUUGAAGGAAGCAUCACAAAAUGCUCUAUCACAAUCUUCUUUGACCACACAAUUGGCUCAACUUGAUUCCAUAAAGCCUCGCCCUUAUGGAACAAUUCAAGCGGCAUGUGAAGUUUAUAAUGAAUCAGGAGUUGCUGGAUUCUGGAAAGGCAUCGUUCCAACACUAAUAAUGGUCUGCAAUCCAUCAAUUCAGUUCAUGAUUUACGAGAGUUUGUUAAAACACCUGAGGAGUAAACGAUCGGCUAAGAAACAAGGAUCAACCAAUAUAAAAGCCCUUGAGAUCUUUUUAGUCGGGGCCAUUGCAAAGCUAGGGGCAACUGUUUGUACAUAUCCACUGUUAGUUGUCAAGUCAAGACUUCAAGCAAAGCAGGAGAUUGGUGGAAAUCUUUCAUUAAGAUACUCAGGUACAAUUGAUGCCAUCAUUAAAAUGAUACGUUACGAAGGAGUGAGGAGCUUCUACAAAGGGAUGAGCACGAAGAUCGUACAAAGUGUAUUUGCUGCGUCUGUUCUUUUCAUGGUGAAGGAGGAGCUAGUCAAGAUUUAUGAUGCCAUGAGAAGUGUCAAGUGAUAGAUAGCAUUGAGAGAAUCCACAAUUCCUUCUCUUACAUCAAAUUUACAAUGAAGAAAAUGCAAUACAGUAUGAAACUAUAUAGUAUUGUUACCAACUUCAUGUUGCUUCUCACGCAUAUAUUAAUGGUACUUUUGAAGCAAAA
Messenger RNA from Salvia splendens (bonfire salvia), 1253 nucleotides. RefSeq names its product peroxisomal nicotinamide adenine dinucleotide carrier. The record is from RefSeq and is a predicted model, not a curated record. NCBI's taxonomy places the organism in Eukaryota, Viridiplantae, Streptophyta, Magnoliopsida, Lamiales, Lamiaceae. Bases 62 to 1108 code for a protein of 348 amino acids. The transcript has 10 exons. Gene Ontology annotation, biological process: nucleotide transport; transmembrane transport.